Molecule: messenger RNA, 3633 nt
Organism: Neomonachus schauinslandi (Hawaiian monk seal)
Lineage: Eukaryota; Metazoa; Chordata; Mammalia; Carnivora; Phocidae
Gene: GPT2
Product: glutamic--pyruvic transaminase 2
Exons: 12
Coding region: 79-1650 (523 amino acids)
Biological process (GO): biosynthetic process
Molecular function (GO): L-alanine:2-oxoglutarate transaminase activity; pyridoxal phosphate binding
Source: RefSeq, a predicted model, not a curated record
GGCGCGCGCUCUAGCUGGGCUAGCGAGGGGUGGCCAGGCGGCGGCGACAGUGUCAAGGUUUCCCUGGGCGGGCGCGCGAUGCAACGGGCAGCGGCACUGGUCUGGCGGGGCUGCUGCCCCCGGACCCCGGGCCCGUGGGGCCGCAGUCAGAGCAGCGCGGCCGCCGAGGCCUCGGCAGUGCUCAAGGUGCGGCCCGAGCGGAGCCGGCGCGAGCGCAUCCUUACGCUUGAGUCCAUGAACCCGCAGGUGAAGGCUGUGGAGUAUGCGGUGCGGGGACCCAUCGUGCUCAAGGCCGGCGAGAUCGAGCUCGAGCUGCAGCGGGGUAUCAAAAAACCAUUCACUGAGGUCAUCCGUGCCAACAUCGGGGAUGCCCAGGCCAUGGGCCAGCAGCCAAUAACCUUCCUCCGACAGGUGAUGGCACUCUGCACCUACCCAAACCUGUUGGACAGCCCUAGCUUCCCAGAAGAUGCUAAGAAACGAGCCCGGCGGAUUCUACAGGCUUGUGGCGGGAACAGCCUGGGGUCUUACAGCGCUAGCCAGGGCGUCAAUUGCAUCCGUGAAGACGUGGCUGCCUACAUCACCAGGAGAGACGGCGGCGUGCCUGCAGACCCCGACAACAUUUAUCUGACCACAGGAGCCAGUGAUGGCAUUUCUACAAUCCUGAAGAUCCUGGUGUCUGGGGGUGGCAAGUCCCGGACCGGCGUGAUGAUCCCCAUCCCACAGUACCCCCUCUACUCGGCUGUCAUCUCCGAGCUCGAUGCCAUCCAGGUGAACUAUUACCUAGAUGAGGAGAACUGCUGGGCCCUAAAUGUGAACGAGCUCCGGCGGGCCUUGCAGGAGGCCAAAGACCACUGUGACCCCAAGGUGCUGUGUAUCAUCAACCCCGGGAACCCCACAGGUCAGGUACAAAGCAGAAAGUGCAUAGAAGAUGUGAUUCACUUUGCCUGGGAAGAGAAGCUCUUUCUCCUGGCUGAUGAGGUGUACCAGGACAACGUGUACUCUCCUGACUGCAAAUUCCACUCCUUUAAGAAGGUGCUUUAUGAGAUGGGGCCCGAGUACUCCAGCAACGUGGAGCUUGCAUCCUUCCACUCUACCUCCAAGGGCUACAUGGGCGAGUGUGGCUACAGAGGAGGCUACAUGGAGGUGAUCAACCUGCACCCCGAGAUCAAAGGCCAGCUGGUGAAGCUGCUGUCCGUGCGACUGUGCCCGCCAGUGUCCGGGCAGGCUGCCAUGGACAUCGUCGUGAACCCCCCAGUACCUGGAGAGGAAUCCUUCGAGCAGUUCCGCAGGGAGAAAGAGUCUGUCCUGGGUAAUCUGGCCAAAAAGGCUAAGCUGACAGAAGACCUGUUUAACCAAGUCCCCGGAAUUCAUUGCAACCCCUUGCAGGGCGCUAUGUACGCCUUUCCUCAGAUCUUCAUCCCCAGAAAGGCCGUGGAAGCAGCUCAGGCCCAUAAAAUGGCCCCGGACAUGUUCUACUGCAUGAAGCUCCUCGAGGAGACCGGCAUCUGCGUCGUACCAGGCAGUGGCUUUGGGCAGAGGGAAGGCACCUACCACUUCAGAAUGACCAUCCUCCCUCCAGUGGAGAAGCUGAAGACAGUUCUACAGAAGGUGAAGGACUUUCACAUAAAAUUCCUGGAGAAGUACGCAUGAGGACUGCUCAGACCCAAAGGGAGACCCGCUUGUCAGGCCUUCCUCCUGAUGCCCACCCACGCCAGACUGAACUUGCCUUCCCCAGCGACUCUGCCUCAGGCCUCACAAAGGUCACUGGUCGCUUUCGUUGUCAUUUGCCCCAAGAGACUUCUUUCUUUGUGCCUUGAUGUUGGGAGCACUUCUCUUCUGAGCAAUGUGAUUGGGGAUAUCUCAGAAGUCCUGUUUUUUUGAAGCAACCAAAGUAGAGGGGACUUGCUCAGCACAUGUGGCCGGCGUUCUCUGAAUCCGUUGUUGUUGCUUUUGGGAAAGGUCCUUUGGGGUUUAAAACAACCAGGGUAUGUUGGGCGAGAGAUGUUUCAGAUCUGAAGAAGUAAGAAAGUGUUGGGAAAUGUAUGACAGUCGUGGCGAGGACUGGAAAUCCUAAACUCACCACCAUGAUCUGUGAAAUAAAACCCUUAGUGGUGUGAAAAUCUAGUUCUUCAAACAGGAGAGCCUGGAAGUCCACUGGAGGCUCAGAAAGGGCCCACCAUUCUGGCCUGCAGGCAGGUGGCCUGUCUCUCAGGCAAGAAUGGUGCAGGCGGGGUGGGACUGGAUGCCAGGCUAGGUUGUGACAGGUACUGGGGGCCACGGCCAAGGUCAGCGGGUCCUGCAGGGGAAGAGUGGGUGCGAACCAGGUCUCCACGUGGGAGCACGCAGCAGGUAGAGAGGACUCUGCACAUAGAGCAGUAGGUAGUGAGGGCUUCGGGGGUGAAGGGUUCUCUUAGGCGUGCUUAGGCUGGGACCCCCGUCUGAGAGGACUCCCUGGACUUCGGGGACGCAGGGUACAGCCCAGCAAUAUCCCCAUCAUGUGGAGGGAUUCUGCCUGCCGACGUGUGAAUCCAUCCUGCUGUCAGCCAACAACCGGUCUCUACCAAGGGCUCAUUGAGCCUUUACACACAUCGCCCCCUGUUGGUGACAGCAGGGAUAAGGAAACACUGAAGAUGUCCAGAUGAGGGAGGGGGCAUCCUCAAAGACUUGACCACAGUCAAGCCCUCACCACCAGCCCCAUCCUGUAGUGUCUUGUUGUUUCAAACUGAAUUCAGCCCAUUUCCUAGCUCAUAAUCGGUCAAAGUGCCUGGUAGCUUGGCUGCUGUGGACGAGUACAUGUAAUUGGAUUCGAAGUUUAUCCAAGUAUCUUAAUGCCAAGUGUUUCGCCUCCUCGUUUGCUGCUGGCUUCCCUCCCAGACUCUGCAGACUGUCCUGGGAUAUCAGUCCUCUCUCCAGCCGGGGGAGUAUCCUCCACCAAGCCUGCCACUUUCCUGGCAUUAGCAAACCUGGGUGGGGUCCUGACCGACACUCCCAAAACGUGGGUGCUCUGGGAAGAGCAGGCUUCUCUGAGAGCCCCCUCCUACCAGUGGCCUUCCUCAGUAGGCAGUGGGGGAAGCCAAGGCCCGCUCAGGAGCCCGGGGACCCAGCGAGUCCCAAAUUGGAAUCGAAGGAGCUAGAGAGACAAAUACGAAGAGGCGUGAGCUUUGAAGGCAGCCUCCUAUGCUGUAAUCUCUGUGUUGGGCCCAUGUAGGGGAAGGCGAUAGGAGACUACAGACUGUCCCUACUUCCUAGCAUUACAGCCCCUGUGAAGAAAGUAGCUACAAUCUCAAGUAACAAACGGAACGUUCGGGAACUUUUCCUUAAAAAUUGAGAAAAUUGCACUUGUGCUUGUUGGAUGGUACAUAAAACAGAAUGUGUCCCGGAGUCGUGAGGUUUCUGGUGGAGAGGUUACAUAGUAGAAGCUAGUCUAUUUUUUAUAUUUUUGUAACAAUUGCUUUUUUCAUGGGGGGAUAAGGGGGCUACUAUUUGUAGUCUUAACAAGUCCAGUAGUUUUUUAUGAAUCUCUUCAGAUUAUAAAUAACACCUAAAAACUUUGCACCGUUUACAAGACUUUUUAAAAAGACGCUGUAUGCACUUGGUUUGCUUUAAAGUAAAUAAAAACAUAAGGUCAGCUGA